UCGCAAGUAUUUUAUUUCUAUGGUUGUUGUCGUCCGAUGCCGAUUAUUAAAUAAUUUAUAUUGUAUUCAAUGUAUGCAUUAUCACCUACAGAAGUAAAAUUGUAACUAGCUAUUAAGAUUUGCGUGUAACCAUGGAGUCUGAACCUCCACCAAGUGAAGCACCAACAGAGUCGCCCAGCACUCUUAAUAAUGAGGAGGAAAUAAUCAAAGAGCCAAAUUCAAACGUUAAUGUUGCGGCACCGGCAGCAGCCACUGCAAACGAGUUAGCUGCUCCCCCGGUUCCUUCAGCUGUAAAGGACACACUAAAGUCUAAUUCGAAAAAACCUAAGAAACGUAAACCCAAAGUUCCUCGCGAUGUUACAGCUCCGCGACAACCUUUGACUGGCUACGUAAGGUAUUUAAAUGAGCGCAGAGACCAAUUGCGUGCAGAACAACCAGACCUCGGUUUUGCCGAGCUAACACGCCAGCUCGCCAGUGAGUGGAGCAAACUGGGAGCUGAAGAAAAGAAACACUACUUGGAUGCUGCAGAUCAAGAUAAAGAAAGGUACAUUCGUGAAUGGGCAGAAUAUAAAAAAACAGAUGCAUACAAAGAAUUUAGAAGACAACAGAUGGAACAAAAGGAUACAAUAUUGACAAAGAAAGUGAAGCACAACCCACCUGAGAAUUCUCUACCUGCAGCAGGGCCUGCACAGGUGGCAAUGGAUCAAAAUUCUUCUGUUAAUACAAAUGCUGUAGCUGCAUCACCCGUAGUUAUUCCUCGGCAGCCAACUCCCCCUCGUCCCAGACCUUGUAUAACUCCAGCUUCUGGGGAAGAGUUGACAGCUGGAGAUACUGACAUCCCAAUAUUUACUGAUCAGUUCCUUCAACAUAACAAGCUGAGGGAAUCUGAACUUCGUCAGUUGCGGAAAGCUAAUUCAGAUUAUGAACAGCAGAAUGCAAUCCUCCAAAGACAUGCUGAAGAAGUUAGUGGUGCAACAAUGAAACUUCGCGCUGAAACUGCAGCUGCAGCAGAACGCACGGCCGCCCUUCUGACUCAUCGCCGCACACUUGUUGCAGCACUUGUACAAGCACUACAGUUAGUGGCAAUUCCAGGUGGUCCCACUGGAGCUACAGAACAGAAUAUUGAAGAAUACUUGGAGAAAUUGCAAAGUCUUGCAGCUGAUGGCAAAAACAGUGCAGUUGUAAAGCAAGCUCGGGACAUCCUCAAUAAGAUAGAAUUACCCAUUAACUAAAUAUUAAGUAGUGUGUUGUAUCUUUUCGCAGUAUUUGUUAAGUCAAUAAAAUAUCAAAAUGUGUAUCAAUAUAAGUUACAUUAAAUGAAUAAAAGGCUAUUAUGAUA
This is a messenger RNA of Helicoverpa armigera (cotton bollworm), 1339 nucleotides long. It is a transcript of the gene Hmg-2, whose product is annotated as high mobility group protein 20A. Gene Ontology annotation, biological process: regulation of gene expression. Gene Ontology annotation, cellular component: nucleus. Lineage: Eukaryota; Metazoa; Arthropoda; Insecta; Lepidoptera; Noctuidae. The coding region runs from base 132 to 1232 and encodes 366 amino acids. The record is from RefSeq and is a predicted model, not a curated record. The transcript has 7 exons.